Messenger RNA from Talaromyces stipitatus ATCC 10500, 413 nucleotides. RefSeq lists its product as uncharacterized. The coding region runs from base 9 to 413 and encodes 134 amino acids. The record is from RefSeq and is a predicted model, not a curated record. The transcript has 2 exons. NCBI's taxonomy places the organism in Eukaryota, Fungi, Ascomycota, Eurotiomycetes, Eurotiales, Trichocomaceae.
UAUUCAAGAUGUUGGCGGAAUUUGAUAAGCUAUUGACCGAUCAAGCUGAGCUACAGGGAAUGUCACGGAUGUUAGACGAUGGCAUGGGAAGAAUGCACUCUGCUCCGUUAUCGCACUUCCCUCAUAGACUGUGGGACGUCAACAUCAUUCUCAAAGGAGGGAUGAAUCUGCACAAUCACCAAGACCCGGCUUUCAGUAAAGGCCUUGACGAAUUCGUCAAGACAAUCUGGUUUGAACCGGGACAAUCACUCAUCAUCUUCUGGUGCGAGAACGGCAACAUCCUUUGUCGGAAUAGCCAAAAUCCAGAGAAUCGGCAAACAGCCUUAUUGGCAAUAUCGCAUCCAAGCAUGACAACAGACCCUCACAUCUUUACAAACUGGGCACUCAGCCCGGAUGAGCUUGUUGAUCGCUGA